This is a messenger RNA of Caenorhabditis remanei, 252 nucleotides long. RefSeq lists its product as uncharacterized. The transcript has a single exon. The coding region runs from base 1 to 252 and encodes 83 amino acids. The record is from RefSeq and is a predicted model, not a curated record. Lineage: Eukaryota; Metazoa; Nematoda; Chromadorea; Rhabditida; Rhabditidae.
AUGCUUACCAAAGCCUUAAUCAGCCAAACUGGUGUCUCCCGCCAUGAAGCGAUUGAACCAGAACUGGACGGUGGCCAACGACAAGACGACGUCCUCCUGCUCGCCGAGCAUAUUGGCCUUCGCCGCCUGGAGACACUCGUUGAUCGUCUGGUGUGUCUGUUUGGCAGUCUUGCCAGUUUUGUACUCGCACAGAAUCAUGAUACGGCACGAGUGUUUGCACGCGAGCGGGUUUUCCGGCAUUCUGGAAUAUAA